Messenger RNA from Pieris napi, 1577 nucleotides. Its product is annotated as beta-1,3-galactosyltransferase brn. Bases 1 to 990 code for a protein of 329 amino acids. Gene Ontology annotation, cellular component: membrane. Gene Ontology annotation, molecular function: UDP-glycosyltransferase activity; hexosyltransferase activity. The record is from RefSeq and is a predicted model, not a curated record. The transcript has a single exon. Lineage: Eukaryota; Metazoa; Arthropoda; Insecta; Lepidoptera; Pieridae.
AUGAGAAGAAAACGCUAUUACCAGUUGUGUGUGUGUUCAUGUGUAUUAAUAUACAUUUACUACUUCUUUGGUGUUAGUGACUAUAUAUUUAGCAGAAGCUAUGUAAACAAUUUUGAUUAUCCACUUAAUGUUGACGUCCAACCAAUAGUAGAGAAAAUCUUAUCUGGUAAAAAGCCCAAUGUUAAACCUAUUAACUACUAUCCAUACAGGUUUUUGACUAAUUCAGGAAAAUGUUCUACAUUAGACCGUUUAGAUCUUUUUAUUAUCGUUAAGUCUGCCAUGAAUCACUUUGAACAAAGAUCUGCAAUACGCCAAACAUUUGGGAGAGAAGGAAUUCUACCUGGGAAAGAGAUCAAAACCCUUUUCUUCCUUGGUGUAGGUGAAUCACCAAAGUCAAUGACUCAACAUCAGAUAGAUGAAGAAAUGGCUAAAUACAAAGAUAUAAUACAAAUAGAUUUUCUUGACACAUAUUUCAAUAAUACUAUAAAAACUAUGAUGGCAUUCAGAUGGUUGUAUGAGCACUGUUCUACUUCUGAUUACUAUCUCUUUACAGAUGAUGAUAUGUAUAUCUCUGUAAAGAAUUUAUUAGAUUAUGUCCACAGUGAGUCAGAGGGAGAUAGACAGUUGUUUGCUGGUUAUGUUUUUAAAUCGGCACCUCAGCGUUACCAUUCAAGUAAAUGGAGAGUUCCUCUAGAUGAGUACCCAUGGGACAGAUGGCCACCUUAUGUGACUGCUGGGGCUUUUGUGGUCACAAAUAAGUCAAUGAAGUACUUAUAUGCUGGUAGUUUAUAUGUCAAGCAUUUUCGGUUUGAUGACAUUUAUUUGGCGAUAGUAGCUAAGAAAGUUGGGAUAAAACCAGUACAUUGUCCGCAGUUCCAUUUUUAUAAGAAGACAUACACAAGAGAUGGAUAUAAAAAUGUGAUUGCAUCUCAUGGAUAUAAUAAUAAGAAUGAGUUGCUUAAAGUGUGGAAUGAGCAAAAUACACAUUGAAAGCUAUCUUAGCAUAAUAGGAUAAGAUAAAAUGAAAUUACUUUACCACAAUGCAGAAUUAUGGCAUAUUGUUUACACAAAAUUUAACAUGUACUUGUUUAGUUGUUUAAGUUGAAUAAUGUAUGGAAGACCUAAUCUCAUAAUAAUUAUUUGUAUAUUAUAUUAAAUAUAAUUUUAUGUAAGUUUUAUUUUUAGGAAUAAAUUUAUCUUAUUUUGUAUCUUGCAACAUAGUGUAAUAAAACUAUUAAAUGUAUAAUAACAUUUAUUAAACAUAUUAGUCAUAACAAAUAUAUAUACAUCACAAUAAUGACAUCCAGACAAAACAUAAUUCACAAAAAUAUUUAACAAUUUAUAUUUAAUUCUAAAAAUAUGAUGGUUGUCAUGGAAUUAUAGUAAUUGAUUAUAAGGACUGAUAAAGGUAAAGACAAGUAAAAAUCACAAAGUAUUUUCCGUCAGUCCUUUCUAUUUACUGCAAAUGCUUAAGUAAAUGCUUUUUACAUAGAUCAAUUACAUUAUUAUGUUUACUAGCUAAUUGCCAUUUCAGGUUAGGAUUAUAAUUGGAUGUGUCAAUAAAGUAUUUAGUUCAA